UUCCAAGAUUAUCACAAGGAAUUGCUUUCAUAUGCCAUAAAAGAAGAAAUAAGCUGAAUAUGGCCUGCCAAAGAAGGUUACAGUUUUACAGCCCCUCCCACUGAAGCUCUUAAGUCACUCAUUUACAUUAACUUUGGAUUAUCACUCACAGAUUGAAAGCAAAACACUCAUCACACACUCUGGGCUUGUGGUUCCACUUGUAUGUGUGUUUCUAAAUCAAUGAUGAGGGUAUCAGAACCAAUAUUAGACAUGGACAUGGCAAAUUACAGUGAAGUUUUGGAUCCAACUUACACGACUUUGGAGUUUGAAACUAUGCAGAUUCUGUAUAAUUCAAAUGAUAGUUCUGCCCCAGAGACAAGUAUGAAUACCGCAGACAACGGUGUCAACUGUCUGUGUGCCAUCUGUGGGGACAGAGCAACAGGAAAACACUAUGGGGCAUCGAGCUGUGACGGGUGCAAGGGUUUCUUCAGACGCAGCAUUCGCAAGAGUCACAUUUAUUCUUGCAGGUUCAGUCGACAAUGUGUUGUUGACAAGGACAAAAGGAAUCAAUGUAGAUAUUGUCGAUUAAGAAAGUGUUUUAGAGCGGGAAUGAAAAAAGAAGCUGUGCAGAAUGAACGUGAUAGAAUAAGCACCCGAAGAAGCACAUUUGAUGGCAGCAACAUCCCCUCCAUUAACACCCUGGCACAAGCUGAAGUUCGGUCUCGCCAGAUCUCAGUCACAAGCCCUGGGUCAAGCACUGACAUAAAUGUUAAGAAAAUUGCAAGUAUUGGUGAUGUCUGUGAAUCAAUGAAACAGCAGCUCUUAGUCUUGGUGGAAUGGGCUAAAUAUAUUCCUGCCUUCUGUGAAUUACCAUUGGAUGAUCAGGUGGCAUUGUUGAGAGCUCACGCAGGGGAACACUUACUGCUUGGAGCUACAAAGAGAUCCAUGAUGUAUAAAGAUAUUUUGCUUUUGGGAAACAACUACGUUAUUCACCGCAACAGCUGUGAAGUUGAGAUUAGCCGUGUGGCCAAUCGGGUUCUAGAUGAGCUGGUUAGACCGUUUCAAGAAAUCCAGAUUGAUGACAAUGAGUACGCUUGUUUAAAGGCAAUUGUAUUUUUUGAUCCAGAUGCAAAAGGACUAAGCGAUCCAAUAAAAAUUAAGAACAUGCGAUUCCAAGUGCAGAUUGGUUUGGAGGACUACAUCAAUGAUCGGCAGUAUGACUCCCGGGGGAGGUUUGGAGAGUUGCUUCUGCUCCUGCCCACACUGCAGAGCAUCACUUGGCAAAUGAUUGAGCAAAUACAGUUCGCUAAACUUUUUGGGAUGGUUAAAAUUGACAACUUACUUCAGGAAAUGUUACUAGGUGGGGCUUCCAAUGAUAGUAGUCAUCUCCAUCAUCCAAUGCAUCCACAUUUGUCUCAGGAUCCAUUAACCGGACAAACUAUACUUUUAGGUCCCAUGUCAACACUGGUUCAUGCAGACCAGAUCUCAACUCCUGAAACUCCUCUCCCUUCCCCACCACAAGGCUCUGGGCAAGAACAGUACAAAAUAGCUGCAAACCAAGCAUCAGUCAUUUCACACCAGCAUCUCUCCAAACAAAAGCAAUUGUGAAAAUGUGUUUACUUCAGAAUGGCACUACAUAAAUGUGAAAAGUUGUUGGUCUUGAAAUAUCUCAGGAUAGUACUUUUGGCAAACUCUUAGCCAAGGCUUCUUCAUGGUGCUGUUAGAAGAUGGUGUCCUAUUUUCUUGUUUAUAUGUUCAUUCUGUUUGUUGUUGCUACUAUGUAAAACUUUCACCUGCAACCAAUGUAUAGCUGAGUUUGAAGAUGUUUAUUUAGGGUAUUUUUUCCAACUGCUCCUACACUGUGCCUGAACCAACUGAAUCUUAUGUAUGACUUUCAUUUGUUUCAUUAAUGUUAAUUUAAAUCUGUAAAUAAUUGCUUCAUUGUGAUGUGAUGUAGAACAAAGUGUUGAUAUUUGACUGAGAAUAGUAGUUCAGAACCAGUUUAAUAUAAAAUGAGCUAAGUUUUUAAAAAUAAAUUAUAAACUUGCAAAUUAGAAAAAUAAAGCAGUUCCUGUAGAAUAGGCUGUAUCUUUUUCAAGAAGAAUUUUUUAUGGACAUUCUGUGGCAAAGAAUUAACUCUUUGUUUUACAGUUAAAUAUUCCUAUCUUAAGAUUAGAAAAUUAUAAAAAGCCAUUCCAAGGAUGACUGGAUAUUUUUUGAAAUCUGACUUUAUUUGAAGAUGUGUGUUAAGCUAAAACAUGUUGGGUUUAUCAGUUAGGAUACAGGGUAAAUUGUAACAAAGAAACCCCUAAAACAGUGACUCAACCAAUAGAGGCAUCUAUUUAUUUUUUCUGAUUUAGAAAUAGUUAUCCAUUGACUAGAAAUUAGCAUAUACCCACAGCUGGUCCCCAGAGUGGCCAGGAGAGUUAUCUGUAGGUGCAAAGCCUGUGUCAGCCAAAGCCAUGCCACUCUGAGUAAACUGAUUCUGUGGACAAGUUAGCCAUCUACCACCCUUUUUCCUCAUUUAGUCCUUACAAUAACACUUUAGGGAAGAUAUCAUCAUCUCUCUUUUAUAAGUAAGGGAAACUUUAGCUUGCGGGUUUAAGGAACAUAACCAAAGUUCAUAAACGUAACGAGUAAGAGAACCACAUUCAAGCCCAGCUCUAGUUGACUUGAAUGAAUCUUUACUGUGGAAUGAAAAUGUGAACUUCUUCCUCAUAGUGGGCUUUUUAAAUAUAUGCAGUUGAGUGAUGAUUGGAUACUAUUCAUCAUGUUGCCUAUCAUAUAUAUUUACAGAUAAGCACUGAGUGUAAAAUUGUUGUGGCUUGAAUAAAAAACUCCUUUUGUAGUUUUAACAAGUCAUUAGAAAAAAUAAAAGAUUCACCAGAUAGAUUUUGAUGAAAACAAAAACAAAGCAAAAUAACUGGCUUAGCAGAUUUUUUAAAAUCCAGCAGCCCAGGGAUGUAUUGAAUGUCAAGUUCUAGACUGAGGAGUACAGUUCAUUGGAGACCUAAACUCUCUGAUAUCACCUAAAGCUGGAAUUUAUUUUAAAACAAAUUAAGCAUGGGCCACCUCAGGAGGCAGUGAUUCCUCUCUGGUUGAGGAGAAGGAAAAUUGGAAAAACUGGUAGAGUAAUUAUCAAUAAUAUAUUUUUUAAAAGAGGAUCCCAAGUUGUAACAGAUUAAAUUAAAUAAUCUGUCUCAGGACUUUUAAAAAUAGCUAGAUUAUGAUGUCAUAUCUCCCACUUACCCUAUAAGUAAAAAGGCUAUAGUAAUAUUAAGUAACUUAUUGGUUUGUAAAGUAAAAUUGAACUCUUAAAGUAGAAAAAUGAUCAUUAAAAAGCUAUCAUUGAUUUGAUAUGUUUAAUAUAAUUCCUUCAAGAACUAGUACCCCUGUGAAACUGUAAAACAUAUCAGGUAGGGGGAAUUUUUUAACUUUUAUUUUUUGAAAAUUUACUGUAGUUUCUAUUUCAUAAAUAAGAAUGUUAUCUUUUAUAGAUUUUCAUUUACUUUUUUUGGGAGGUUCCCUUAGAAGAUAUUAAAAAAAACAUACUGCCUUGGUCUGUGAAGGCUGCUGUAACAAAAUACAAUGAACUAGGUAGCUUAUAAAAAACAGAAAUUUAUUGCUCACUGUUCUCAAUGGUGGGAAGUCCAAGAUUAAGGAAUCAACAAAUUAGGCCUCUGGAUCAUACACGGCAACUUCUAGCCUGUGUCCUUACACAUGAAAAGAAGAAGUUAGUUCUCUCAGGUUUCCUUAAUAAAGGCACUAAUCCUCAUGACUGAAUCACCCCCCAAACGCCCCACCUCUUAAUACCAUCACUCUGGGGACUAGGUGUCAGCACAUGAAUUUUGGAAAACACAAAGGUUCAGAAAAUAGCAAAUACCUUUAAAGUAUAAAAGAUAAAAUUUAUUUUUAGUGAAACUUGUAAUUUAUUCAUGUAUAUUUACUAAACAGCUAGGUCUCUGAAAUUAUUAGUGAUGAUUCUGCUUCAAUAACUAUGGUCAGGGAAUUUAAAAUAUUAUAUUUUUAUAUAUUGAACUGCCAAAGAUGCUGGAAAAAAGAAACUGAUGUUUUCAGCAUAUAUUCAAAACAUUGAUAAGGGAAGUUAUUGCUUUUAUAUAGUAUACAACUUUUUUUUCAGGUAAUAGAAAUGGAUAAUUUAUUGUGAAAUGACAAUUCAUUUUAUAAAUAUAAAAUUAUUUUUAUAAAUUUUACUGUUGGAAAUCAAAAAUUAGUAGAUUUUUUACAAUGUUAAAGUGAGAUUAAAGUAUUUCUAAACUGUGACACCAUGUUUAUUUCAUUAAACUUUCUAAAUAAAAACUGAGAAAAAAAAAUCACUG
Callithrix jacchus (white-tufted-ear marmoset) is the source of this 4319-nucleotide messenger RNA. It is a transcript of the gene HNF4G, whose product is annotated as hepatocyte nuclear factor 4 gamma. Gene Ontology annotation, biological process: regulation of DNA-templated transcription. Gene Ontology annotation, molecular function: RNA polymerase II cis-regulatory region sequence-specific DNA binding; DNA-binding transcription factor activity; zinc ion binding. NCBI's taxonomy places the organism in Eukaryota, Metazoa, Chordata, Mammalia, Primates, Cebidae. The record is from RefSeq and is a predicted model, not a curated record.